Molecule: messenger RNA, 2634 nt
Organism: Cavenderia fasciculata
Lineage: Eukaryota; Evosea; Eumycetozoa; Acytosteliales; Cavenderiaceae
Product: transcription initiation factor TFIID subunit
Exons: 3
Coding region: 1-2634 (877 amino acids)
Biological process (GO): regulation of transcription by RNA polymerase II
Cellular component (GO): nucleus
Molecular function (GO): transcription cis-regulatory region binding
Source: RefSeq, a predicted model, not a curated record
AUGGAUCAUCGAUCAAUAAGACUACAACAACAACCAAUUACAACAACUUUGCAGUCCUCCUCCUCAUCUUCCCAAACAUCAUUGGGUAGUAUUCAUUCUUCUUCAUCUUCAUCAUCAACAUCAUCAACGACGACAACUCCUUCAACAUCGAGUUCCCCUGUUUCUUCACCUCAACCACCAUCAUCUCCUUUACCGACGAAUACUUCUUCGUUCACAAACAGUAAUAAUUACACUUUUCAACAACCUCCUCCUUCCGUAGUCGUUCAACAGCAACAACAACAACAUCAACAACAACAACACCAACAAUUAAAACAACAUCAACAUCAACAACAUUAUUUACAACAACAGCAACAACAACAACAAUUUAACUCUACAUCACUUGGAUAUCAUAGUCCAUUGGUAUUAAAUACAUUAUCACCAUCACCACAUUACCCAUCACCAUUGUAUCCUCCCCCUUUACCUAUAUCGUCACCAUCAACGACUUCAUCACCAAUGUCAACCUCGUCGUCUUUAAUGUCUUCGUCAUUGUCAUCUUCUUCAACUACAUCUACCCCGUCGUCGAUGCACCCACGCGAAGUCUACGAAUCAUCACCAGGUGUAGGAGGCAGUGGAUGCGAUGCUUCGAAAGUUGGCAAAAUUUGUGAUCUUUGUAAAAAAGAUUCUCCUCAAUGUCUUACUCCAAAAUCAUCAUGGGCUACAAUCUUAUGGGUUGUGUUUUAUUCACUUAAAGAACAACAUAAUCAACAAGAAUUCUUUUCAUUAAAACGUGAUGUCUAUAACUAUGUCUUGUGUCAUUGGGAUAUUCUUUGUCCAAAGAAAAAUAGAUCACAUAAAUGGAAAAAACAGAUUCAAGAUGCAUUAUCACAUUCUAAAGUAUUUACAUCUGGUAUUCAAAAAUUGGGUUGUAAUGGAUAUUGGAAAUUGAAAUCGUACACUAAUCCUUGGACAUCAAGUAAACCUGCUGAACUUGAAGAUGUCAUCCAAGGAUCCAAUAUGGGUGGUAGUCAUUCGGACCGCGAAGAUAUGGAUUACAACUUUGAGGAAAACUCGGUGAUCCAAAAACGUCCAUACGAAGACGAAGAUGACGACGACGAAGAUACUCCUCAAACUAUUGGAAGGCAGCAACAAGCUGCUAUCAGUUUGAAAAAACCAAGAAUCCAUGUGGACAUUCCAACCACUCCCACCAUGGUCACCCCUUCCCCCACAUCUUCUUCAAACUCUUCAUCUCCUACCAACUCUGAUGGACUUGGAAGUAGUGGUAAUGGUAUCAAUAAUAAUAAUAAUAAUAAUCAUAAUAAUGGAAACAUUGGUUUUAGCAAUGGCAAUCAUCAAAAUGGGUCAUCAUCAAACAUACCACUUAGUCCAAUCAAUACUAAUUCACAACAACAACAACAACAACAACAACAACAACAACAACAACAACAACAACAACAACAACAACAACAACAACAACAACAACAACAAUCUUUUAAUAUUGGUAUAAACAAAUUUAAUACACCAAAUAGUUUAAGACCAAAUAAUUCAACAUCGUCAUCGUCGUCGUCAUCGACAAGUGUAUAUGGCACACAUUUACAUCCAUCAUCACCAAAGGUGAACUUUGGAGGAUCUACUCCCACCGCACUUGUUGGUAGGGGUCAGUCUAAUGGUGGUGCUGGUGUAAGCAAUGCUUGCAAUAGUCCCAUUUCAUCGACUGCCAGCACCAACAAUAUCAUCAAGCAAUUGUACGACACUGUGAGCAAUCUCUGUUCGCGAUUAGACAGAAUAGAGACAAACAUGGCCAAAGACAUGUCAGACUAUCGACUCAAGAUGGACGAAUUCUUUACCAAAAUGCACCAACAACAAGUACAACAUCACCAACAAUUACAACAACAAGCUGCUCAACAUUUACAACAUCAUCAUGGACAUUCUAAUCAAUCACCACCUUUAUCAUCAUCAUCAUCAAACCAACAGAAUCAAUCUUCUUCUCCAAAACAACAUGAAUAUAACAAUUCUUAUGAAUCAAAUAAUAAUAAUAACAAUAAUAAUAAUAAUAACCGUAUUAAUACUUCAUUACUUCAAAACAACUCUAAUAAUAAUAAUAAUAAUAAUAAUAAUAAUUCAGCUCCAAAAAAUAAUCAUAAAUCAAUUGUUGCAAAUCUUAACCGCCCAAGCGAUGAUUUGAAACCUGAUAAUAAGAUUCAUCUUGGUAGUUGGUCACGUGCAUUGGAUACUCUUGCAUCACCUGAUCAACCAGAGGCAAUGGCUGAUCCCUCAUUACAUUGCAAUGACUCUCUCCUUUCAAAACCCCAACAACAACAACAAUUUGUUAGAAAGAGUCCUCAGCCUCUUUCCCCACCCAUUUUAAAUGAAACAAUAACCUCUUCAAGUUCUAGAACUGUUUCUCCUUUACUCCAACAAUCAAAUAAUAAUAAUAAUAAUAAUAUUCAACAAGAUUAUGUUUUUAAUCAAUCGACGUCAUCAUCAAAAAGUCCCUCCCCAUCAUUAUUUAGUGGUGGUGGCGGUGAAGAUGAUAAUCAAAUAGCUUUACUAAAAAUUCAACAAAAGGCCUACAAUAAUAACCAAAAUAAUAAUGCGAAUUCAACAACUGUAGACGAGAAAUCACAAAAUAUCAAUUUCCUUUUAAAUAACUCCUAA